Messenger RNA from Salvia hispanica, 632 nucleotides. RefSeq lists its product as uncharacterized. Lineage: Eukaryota; Viridiplantae; Streptophyta; Magnoliopsida; Lamiales; Lamiaceae. The record is from RefSeq and is a predicted model, not a curated record.
UUUUAUAAAAAAAAUUAAAUAAAUUACAAAGGUCGCAUUGCAUUCUAGAUUCUAGAAGCUUCAGAGUUGCACAACAAAAGCCUAUAUCCUCAUCUGGUUGUCCUUCUCCUUCCUUUGGCCAGUCAUUCUAGGGAAAAAAAAACUUCAAAAUGGCUAGCAGCCGCUGGAUCAGACCUGAGGUGUACCCACUGUUUGCAGCUAUGGGAGUUGCUGUUGGCAUCUGCGGCUUCCAGCUGAUCCGCAACAUCACCAUCAACCCUGAAGUCCGGGUGAACAAGCAAAACAGGGCUGCCGGAGUGUUGGAGAAUUUUGAGGAGGGGCAGAAGUACUCUGAGAAUUUUCUCAGAAAAUUCGUUCGCAACAAGAAGCCUGAGAUCAUGCCGGACCUCAACAGCUUCUUUUCUGACCCACAGAAGAACUAAAUGCCUUGCUCGGCUGAUCGGAACGUGAAGGUUUCUAUGUUCCAUAGAUGUGGUCGCUCAUUCGUCUGUCAGAGAUUUGUAUGUCUUUUCUUGGCUUUGAGUGAGGAUUAAUGGUGUACCCUAAUAAACUCAUGGAUCUUACUACCUUUUAACACAUGUUGUGAUAUUUCAGAUUUUAAUGCUAUCAUUGAAAUUUCAUCUUUUGGUGAA